CUCAACAUCCCAGCCAUCAAGUGUGCAAGGUACAGUGUGUUUCUGUUGCAGGUUCAGAAUGCUACAGGACCCCAAAAGGCAUUCACCUCAGCAGAUCAUACUUCAAGUCAUUUCUACAAUACAUAUACCAACAUUUAUGCACCUGUCAUCAUUGACAGCAGUUCUUCAGAAGCUGAGGUAGAGGACUUUCCAAAGGAAGACAGUGAUGAACCUGAUGGACUAACGGCUGCAGAUGUCAUCUCAAAUCUGUCUCUGAAGAUUAACAAAACUUCCUGUAGCAGAUUCAACAUUAACCGAGCUAAUGUCUGGGAUGGUGCCUAUAGAGGCUUCAGACGCUCUACAUAUAGCCCCAACUCUGCCAUGAUGGUGAAAUUCUCCGAUGAUGUUGGGCUGGUGGAAGAGGCUUUGGACACAGGUGGGCCUACUCGAGAAUUUCUCACCCUUUUGAUGGAAGCCAUAAAGACAAGAAGAAUAUUUGAAGGAAAAGACCACGCCAAAUACCUCACAUUUGAUAGCAAAGCUGCAGAGGAAAAUGAAUAUUUCUACAUUGGAAGAAUGAUCGCAGUGUCCAUUGUUCAUGGUGGUCCAGGGCCACGUUGUCUUUCCCCAAACUUCUUCAUGUAUCUUGUUGGCAAAGACAAGACAUUUGAGACUCCAAUUGAUGAUACACCAGAUGAAGAAAUCAAGAAGGCUCUCCUUGAAGUAUUUUGUAAGAUAAAGAAUGCAAAAUCCCUGAAUGAGCUGCGAGUACUUUCUGAAAAACACUCCAGCUUGCUCCAGACUGCAGGCUGCUAUCGCUUCAUGAGGACACUGGAGGAUAAGAAGAAGGUAGUAGCUGAUUACAUUCAGUGGUACUUCAUCUAUCGAAACCAUCUUUCCAUCCAGAGGUUCAGAGAGGGUCUAGCGACGCUGGAUUUUGUCAACGCCCUGGAACAGCAUCCUUCACUCUUCUCCUCGUUCAUGUGCUACACUGAGACCAGGCUGACAGCUGAUGCUGUGGAGGACAUCUUCCACAUGCAGUUCAGUCCACCUGGCAGCACCAGGCGUCAAGAGGAAACAAGAGUACUCAGCUACUGGCAAGACUAUCUGCUUUAUGUGGAAGAGAAAAAUGGAAAUCUGUCUUUGGAAGACAUCCUUAUGUUUGCUACUGGACUGAGGGAAAUUCCUCCAGCAGGAAUUCAGCCAAAGCCACAGCUUCUUUUUGAGGCCACCUCACACUUCCCUGUAGCAAAUGUUUGUGCAAAUACUAUCAGAAUUCCAGUGUUACACAGUUAUGAGGCGUUUCAAGAAGCCAUGGAUUAUGGCAUCCAGAACUCUCCCGGGUUUGGAAUUCCCUAAACUCCAAAUCUUGUUGCUCAUAAGUUUAACCUCAGCAUUUAUGGUUUUAAUCAAAAGUUUCAAAUUUUACAUUAUUUUAUAAACCCCCCAUGUUAUCAAAUUUUAUUUUAGCAUUUUGUGAUGAAACGUUUCAAGAAAGUCUCUAAACAUAGUACAUAAAGAUUGGUGUCUCUCAGUAAAUUAGAAUAUCUGGAUUUGUCAUUUCAAAAACACUAUUUGUAAUUGGCAAAAUUUUAAAGUUUAAAAUAUUUAUAUCUUGAAAAUUAGCAUUUUAAAAUGGAAAAAAAUCAAACAUUUCCUCAAUAUUCGAAUGCACUGAGACACAGUGGUAGAAUUACACAGAAAAAAAGAUCAGCACUCUUGAGGAAAAAAGCUUUAUUUUAAUAAUAGUGCAUUUUUCUUUUAGAGGAACACAUUUGUGAAGAAAUGCUCAUUAUUCUUAGAGUUAACAAAAAUACUGAUCUUGAAUGCUUUUGUAAACCUGUCUUAGUUAAACAAAUCUGUACCUCCAUGUGCUGUUUGAUGUUACAUCAUUAAAAGGAAAAAGUUCUUUAUACAGUA
Messenger RNA from Archocentrus centrarchus (flier cichlid), 1899 nucleotides. Its product is annotated as G2/M phase-specific E3 ubiquitin-protein ligase-like. The record is from RefSeq and is a predicted model, not a curated record. Gene Ontology annotation, molecular function: ubiquitin-protein transferase activity. The transcript is spliced from 8 exons. Bases 361 to 1338 code for a protein of 325 amino acids. Lineage: Eukaryota; Metazoa; Chordata; Actinopteri; Cichliformes; Cichlidae.